Daldinia loculata is the source of this 987-nucleotide messenger RNA. Its product is annotated as HotDog domain-containing protein. The record is from RefSeq and is a predicted model, not a curated record. Bases 197 to 883 code for a protein of 228 amino acids. The transcript has a single exon. NCBI's taxonomy places the organism in Eukaryota, Fungi, Ascomycota, Sordariomycetes, Xylariales, Hypoxylaceae.
CGUGCCUCGGGGGUUAGGUAGGGUUACUUCAACAGCCGAGGUACGACUACUAAUAUAGUAUUAUGUAGUCCGGAACUAUGCUUUCCCAACCUCAUACAUUGUGAUUGGCACAACCAAUACCUCGAGUCUACAGUUAUUAUUUCUCAUCGUCGUUAGAACUAACUAUUUAUCAUAAAGUUGCCUAUACGACCAUAAAAUGGAGCAGAAUUCUUCCCUAGCCGAGGCAACGCAUCAUUUCAAGUCAACACCAUGGUGCGCCGCUCUUCUUGAGCGUCCUGGUGUUAUUACAUUCACCCCCACCUCUCGAUUGCUAGAGGAUCCUACCGGUAAUUCUCCAACUCAAGACCAAUUAUUUCGGAAGACGCUCAAUAAUGCCGACACUGUGCCACACUGCAUCGGCUUUUACCAUGACCCGGUUUCCUCUAAUUUGGAUAUAGAGGAAAACCCUUCUACCUCGUUGAUCCCAUCCUCACAGCUUGGCCCGAAACUUUUGAUCAACUCUGCAUCCCUAAUUUUCGACCUAUGUCCAGGUGUGAACGGAUAUAAUGGGACAGCCCACGGCGGAUUCAUUAGCUCCCUGAUAGAUGAGGCAAUGGGGAGUCUUAUUUUUAUCAAUCAUCAAGUUCAGACGCGUGAAGAGGCACAGGGGCGACGUUUGCCACGAGGCGUUUUGGAUUUGAAUAACGUCCGAUUCUUUACUGCGAGCAUGACUGUGCGGUUUCUGAAGCCUCUACCUACCCCACAAACUGUCGUCGUGACAGCAUCUCUUAACAGAAUAGAGGGGCGUAAAAUGAGUUUAGACGUAACGGUCAAGGACAAACACCAGGUAGAGUUUGCAAGAUGUGAUGGGCUCUGGAUGUCGUUGCCGAAAGAGAAGAUGUGAUGGAUAAGUAAUAAACUCAGUGAUUGCAAUCCUGUCAGGAUUCUAGAUGAGACAUCUAGAACAAAGUACAUGUUCAGUACCUAUGUAUAGACGUAGACUCUCGU